UAGAAAUGAUUAGUAUUGUCUUUAAAUUAAGUAAAUCAAAGGCUGACAAAAAAGUAAAAAAAUGUUUUUUAAGAGGUUUGGGAAAUUACACCUACAUGGAAUUGUACAAACAAAACCCGCACAACAAAUAA
This is a messenger RNA of Vairimorpha ceranae, 131 nucleotides long. RefSeq lists its product as hypothetical. The annotation marks the transcript as partial. The transcript has a single exon. The record is from RefSeq and is a predicted model, not a curated record. Lineage: Eukaryota; Fungi; Microsporidia; Nosematidae.